GGACAAGGUAAAAUCAUGAAUAUUUAUGUAAAAAUGUCUGAGGGUGGAAGGCAAUUGGGCAAGGGUUUAAGUCACUCCACCACGUCCGACUAUGAACUCUCACUCGACCUCAAAAACAAGCAGAUCGAAAUGUUAGAACACAAAUAUGGGGGCCACCUCAUCUCACGUCGUGCCGCCUGCAAAAUCCAGACGGCCUUCCGCCAGUACCAGCUCAGCAAAAACUUUGAGAAGAUCCGUAACUCCCUCCUUGAGAGUCGCUUGCCACACCGUAUUUCCCUGCGAAAGGUGCGUGUGCAAAAUACAGAGGGAAUUUCAGCUGAACGGGCCCUGGCCCAAGGCUGCAAUCUGCCGAGUAUUCCGCUUGUCCGAUCUCCAUCCUUGCCAACCACAGUGGGCGGUACACUCACAGACCUGGAGGAUUCCUUCAAUGAGCAAGUCCAGUCUCUUGCCAAAUCAAUUGAUGAUGCUCUCAGUAACUGGAGCAUGGAGACAAUGUGUUCCCUCCAAGAAGGUGGUACCUACCAAUUUAGCUCAGAGUCCUUCAGUACAGCUGGUGACAAAAUUGGGGUAGCAGGGAAAGUCCGUGAAGGUGGCCCCAUGGACCCUGCUUCACUCCAGAGUGGAAUUGGCCAAGCAGACAACUCUGAGAACACAGCCCGGAGUGCCAGCAAGCUGAUGAUGGCCUUCCGGGACGUGACAGUUCAGAUUGACAGCCAAAACUUUUGCAUGUCGUCUACCGUUAUGGAAUCUUCCACUUCAGUCUCUCUCAGUAAUUGUGUCCAGCAAGAGGCCAUGGUUAAUGAGAGCCCACCACAACCUCCAGUUAGUGAGGCAAAGGAACAACCUCCACAAGGGCAACCACCACCACCACCUCCCCAGGAUCCAACUCCACCACCUCUAGAGCUGGAUGCUGAGGAGGUGCCUGAUGGUGACUUCCCGGCCCCUCCACCAAGUGAGGAGGAGCUUUGGGAGGAGCCACCACUUCUGGCUAAGUGCAUUGAGUUGGACACAGCGGAUAAUAGCUCAGAGCAGAUGAGUAGCAGCAGUACAUCCACAUCUGCCCGCUCAGCUUCGGAGGUCUCGCCCAAAGAGCCUCUGCAGGCCAUGAUCCUAAGCUUGCCCCGCUACCACUGCGAGAACCCAACCAGCUGCAAAUCUCCAACCCUCUCCACUGACGUAAUGCGAAAACGCCUGUACCGUAUUGGUCUCAACCUCUUCAACAUAAAUCCAGACAAAGGCCUCCAGUUUCUCAUCUCACGUGGUUUCAUUCCGGAUACGCCCAUCGGUGUAGCUCACUUUCUGCUCCAGAGGAAGGGGCUGAGCCGGCAGAUGAUUGGCGAGUUUCUUGGCAACAGCAAGAAGCCCUUCAACAGAGAUGUGUUAGACUGUGUGGUGGAUGAGAUGGAUUUUUCGGGGAUGGAGUUGGAUGAGGCUCUGAGGAAGUUCCAGUCUCAUAUCCGCGUGCAAGGUGAAGCACAGAAAGUGGAAAGACUGAUAGAGGCAUUCAGUCAGCGUUACUGUAUGUGCAAUCCGGACAUCGUGCAGCAGUUCCACAAUCCAGAUACCAUCUUCAUCCUCGCAUUUGCCAUCAUCCUCCUCAACACAGACAUGUACAGCCCCAACAUCAAACCCGACCGCAAGAUGAUGCUGGAAGACUUCAUCCGCAACCUGAGAGGAGUUGAUGAUGGGGCUGAUAUUCCUCGGGACAUGGUGGUUGGAAUCUAUGAACGAAUUCAACUGAGGGAGCUACGCUCGAAUGAAGACCAUGUCACUUAUGUCACCAAGGUUGAGCAAAGCAUUAUAGGAAUGAAAACAGUUCUAUCAGUGCCUCACAGAAGACUGGUGUGCUGCAGUCGACUGUUUGAAGUGACUGACAUCAACAAAGCCCAGAAGCAAGCAGCUCACCAGAGAGAGGUCUUCCUCUUCAACGACCUACUUGUGAUUUUGAAACUGUGUCCAAAGAAGAAGAGUUCAGCUGCCUACACUUUCUGCAAGGCUGUGGGUCUGCUGGGCAUGCAGUUCCACUUGUUCGAGAAUGAAUACUAUCCUCAUGCAAUCACUAUCUUAUCUCCAUGUUCGGGGUCUGAUAAGAAGCAGGUGUUGAAUUUCUGUGCUCAGAACGCUGAGGAACUGCUGAAGUUCGUAGAGGACCUGAAAGAGUCCAUCGCUGAGGUGUCUGAGAUGGAGCAGAUACGUAUUGAAUGGGAGUUGGAGAAGCAACAGGGAGCCAAAACUCACUCCAUCAAGAACAAUGGGACUCAGCUUGAGUUGAGGGGCAGGCAAGGUUCUCCUUCAGGCAAACAGGAAAUGAACACAUCACAGAGUGGACACAAUGCAGUAGAGGUGUCAAUUCACAACAGGCUUCAGACGUACCAGCUCAGCACAGCGCUGCCGAGCCCUGAGAGUGCCGCCAUACUCAACCACCAGAGGGAGCUCUUCCAACAGCCGCCAUUGCAAUGCGCCAGCCCCACAAUCUCACAUGCCCACCAGCCUGUGGCCCUGGCCGACAUACGACCCGACACGCUAAUUCAGUGCCAGCAAAUCGUCAAGGUCAUCGUCUUGGACAAAGGUGGUCAUGGUCGAUUGGAGGCAUUCCUCAGCCAGAGUCCCACUCAUCACCAGCUCAUCCAAUCUGUUGUCUCCACGCCAGUACGUUCACCGAAUGGAGGAGGCAACCAGGGUGGGAAUGACAGUUCACAGCCCCCUCUACCUCCACCACCCCCACCAUAUAACCACCCUCAUCAGUAUAUACCCCCAGAUCCGCGCCUAGGGCUACAGAGGACCCCUAGUGGCUCUCGUAUCCUGAUUUAGAGUUCAAACCAACUUAGUUUUAAGAACUAAUAAACACUCCAGGCGCACUUUU
Messenger RNA from Xyrauchen texanus (razorback sucker), 2863 nucleotides. Its product is annotated as IQ motif and SEC7 domain-containing protein 3-like. The record is from RefSeq and is a predicted model, not a curated record. Gene Ontology annotation, molecular function: guanyl-nucleotide exchange factor activity; protein binding. Lineage: Eukaryota; Metazoa; Chordata; Actinopteri; Cypriniformes; Catostomidae. The transcript has 15 exons. Gene Ontology annotation, biological process: regulation of ARF protein signal transduction; actin cytoskeleton organization. Bases 16 to 2811 code for a protein of 931 amino acids.